CUAGGCAUUAGUACACUUACAUAUAUGUAGUAAGAGCCACACUGACCUCUAGCGGAAGCGUCUGAGAAGUGCAGAACUGUUUCAAUGGCAACCAUCACAGAGUUGAAAACCGCUUUGCGAGAGACGCUGGAGGCCCGUGGGGUGCUCGGGCAGCUGAAGGCGAGGAUCCGGGCGGAGGUGUUCCGCGCGCUGGACGAUGAGAGCGCGCCGCGCCCGCCGCUGUCCCACGAGAACCUGCUGAUCAAUGAACUGAUCCGAGAAUACCUGGAGUUCAACAAGUAUCGAUACACUGCAUCUGUGCUGACCGCAGAAGCAGGUCAGCCUGAAGUUCCCCUAGAUCGGGAGUUCGUGGCCAGUGAGCUCAAUGUCGCAGAAGAUUCAUGUGCCAAAGCAGUGCCAUUGUUGUAUGGACUGCUCACUCAUUUCCUUAGCAGUAAAGGAGGGCACAAAGGAAAGCUCUUCCUAAGGUGCUCAGCAGCAGUGUCUUCACAAGAACCACAUGGCCAUCGUAAUGCAGAGUCAUAACACUGAGCUCUGCACCUAUCUCAAGAGGAAGUCAUAUGAUCACAAUUAAAACUAAACCAAAAAAAACCCCAAAAUAUUCUGUCCAGCUUACUCUGGGUAUAGAAACUGAAUGUAUUUUAUUUUAUACUUUGAUGUUACUUUUUUUUACUCCUAGUAAGUUUUAUGAAUAAAACCAUUUUGAUUGUUCUUCUAAAA
Messenger RNA from Carassius gibelio (silver crucian carp), 720 nucleotides. RefSeq names its product centrosomal protein 20-like. The coding region runs from base 85 to 525 and encodes 146 amino acids. The transcript is spliced from 5 exons. The record is from RefSeq and is a predicted model, not a curated record. Lineage: Eukaryota; Metazoa; Chordata; Actinopteri; Cypriniformes; Cyprinidae. Gene Ontology annotation, biological process: microtubule anchoring; cilium assembly. Gene Ontology annotation, molecular function: protein binding. Gene Ontology annotation, cellular component: ciliary basal body; centrosome; motile cilium.